UGAAUUAUGAUUAUUUUGUAGAUUGCGUUGUUGGCUGUUAUGAUUUCAGAGAGGUUGAAUGUCUACUGCAGGGAGCCAACUUGCUUGCGUCAUCACCCGUUGCCGUCUGUGCAGUAUGACGUGAUAACACCGCGACUCGCCGCCCGACUUUGGAGUGAGCUUGAUCCCCUCUCCCCCGGCGCUGAUCGCUCUCCUGUGGCCGGCGCACGAAGCUCCCUCGAGCCGCACAUGAACGGAGCCAUGGCCGCGUCCUCGCACCGGAUCACGCUCGGGCCGCUGGUCGCCGCCAUCGACCAGGGAACCAGCUCCACUCGCUUUCUCGUGUUUAACGCCAAAACGGCCGAGCUCCUCAGCCAUCACCAGGUGGAAAUCAAACAGAGCUUCCCCAAAGAAGGAUGGGUGGAGGAGGACCCCAAAGAAAUCCUGAAUUCGGUGUUUGAGUGCAUGGAGAGGACGUGCGAGAAACUCACCCAGCUCAACAUCGACAUCUCCAACAUUAAAGCUAUCGGAGUGACCAAUCAACGAGAGACCACGCUGGUGUGGGACAAGGAGACAGGGGAGCCCCUCUACAAUGCAAUCGUUUGGUUGGACCUGCGCACUCAAUCCACUGUCGAACGUCUAAUAAACAAAACUCCCGGAAGGAACAAGAACCAUUUGAAGCACAAAACCGGGCUCCCCAUCAGCACCUACUUCAGCGCGGUGAAACUCCGCUGGCUGAUGGACAACGUGGACGAGGUCCGAGACGCAGUCGUGUCUCACCGCGCCAUGUUUGGCACCGUGGACUCCUGGCUCAUCUGGUGUCUCACAGGCGGCAAAUCGGGCGGAGUCCACUGCACAGACGUGACCAACGCCAGUAGAACCAUGCUGUUUAACAUUCACACUCUGGAAUGGGACCCAGAACUUUGCAAAUAUUUUGGUAUCCCCAUGGAGAUCUUGCCCAGAGUGAGGAGUUCAUCCGAAAUAUACGGUCUCAUGAAAAUAUGUUCUAGCCGGAAAUCCGGAGCGCUCUCAGGUAUUCCCAUUUCAGGGUGUCUCGGGGAUCAGUCGGCAGCCCUGGUGGGACAGAUGUGUUUUCAGGACGGGCAAGCGAAAAACACGUACGGAACCGGCUGCUUUCUGCUGCGAAACACUGGACCCAAGCCUGUGAUGUCUGACCACGGACUUUUGACCACUGUGGCAUACAAGCUGGGCCGGGACACACCUGCCUGUUAUGCACUGGAGGGCUCUGUGGCCAUUGCGGGAGCUGUGGUUCGUUGGCUGCAGGACAAUCUGGGAAUCAUCGGGUCAUCUGAAGAACUCGAGAAGCUGGCCGCGUCAGUCGGCACAUCCUACGGUUGCUACUUUGUUCCUGCGUUUUCGGGUCUUUACGCUCCUUACUGGGAGCCCAGCGCAAGAGGGAUCAUCUGCGGGUUGACUCAGUUUACGAACAAGAGCCACCUGGCGUUCUCUGCACUGGAAGCCGUCUGUUUCCAGACACGGGAGAUACUGGACGCCAUGAAUCAGGACAGCGGCAUCCCUCUAACUCAGCUCCAGGUGGACGGAGGAAUGACGUCCAACAGGUUGCUCAUGCAGCUGCAGGCGGACAUUCUCUGUAUCCCCGUUGUGAAGCCGUCCAUGCCAGAGACCACGGCGCUGGGGGCGGCGAUGGCAGCCGGAUCAGCGGAGGGCGUGAGCGUGUGGAGCCUGAAGCCCGAGGACCUGAGCGCAGUCACGUCGGAGAAGUUUGAGCCUCAGAUCAACCCCGAAGAGAGCGAGCUGCGGUACGCACGGUGGAAGAAGGCGGUUCAGAAGUCCAUGAACUGGGAGACGACGGAGCCCGUGGGUAACGGAAACGGUGAAACCAGCAUCUUCUGCAGCGUCCCCCUGGGCUUUUUCAUCAUGGGCAGCAUGUUGAUGUUAGUCGGUGCCAGAUACCUUGCAGGCCCCCGCUAGGCUCAAUUCCGGAGGCUUUGCAAGACAGAGGGAAAGUGGGAACAAACUGUCAACCUCCAUUCCAGAGGGACCAAUUGGAAAUGACUACUGGGACUUUGAUGUGUUUGUUUCUUCAUUCUGUUUGCAGGAGUGUGCAUGCAGCGUUGUUGUUUUUUUGUACAAUAUUGCCAGGGAAGGAUUUGAGGUUAUUUAUGUUUAAAGUGGUUGUUGUAACCUUUCCAAAGUGGUAGUCAUUCACAUGAUCUCCCAGCUGUCAUCUUAUAUAUAUAUAUAUAUAUAAGAUAUAUAUAUAUAUAUAUAUAAAAUGUGUAAAGUUGGGAUUUGGGAAAAGGAGAGUAUUGAUUCCAUAAGGAAUGUUUUGGGUAAUUUCCCAGGAGGGCCAAAAAUCUGCAAAGAUCGUUAAAGGAUGAAGGCUGUUUAUAUAUUAUCAUGUCAUCCCAGCUCGGUUGUUUUAAGGUCAGGUUUGAAAGAGAUAUUUAUUGCCACUGAAUGUAAAAUGCAAGCAGUCUUGACGAAGCAGCUUUAUUGAGUUGAUAUUUUUGUAGUGUUACAUUGGAACUUUAUUCUGCUGUGCUGUACAGUCCGGAUUAGAAGAAUGAACCUGGAAGUAGUAGGAGUAAAAUGAAGGUGGAUUUUAAAUGUAAAUAAAAGCAGUGCUUCCAA
Messenger RNA from Platichthys flesus (European flounder), 2595 nucleotides. RefSeq names its product glycerol kinase-like. The coding region runs from base 40 to 1932 and encodes 630 amino acids. The record is from RefSeq and is a predicted model, not a curated record. Gene Ontology annotation, biological process: triglyceride metabolic process; glycerol-3-phosphate biosynthetic process; glycerol metabolic process. Gene Ontology annotation, molecular function: glycerol kinase activity. NCBI's taxonomy places the organism in Eukaryota, Metazoa, Chordata, Actinopteri, Pleuronectiformes, Pleuronectidae. Gene Ontology annotation, cellular component: mitochondrion. The transcript has 21 exons.